Messenger RNA from Phialemonium atrogriseum, 1353 nucleotides. RefSeq lists its product as uncharacterized. The coding region runs from base 236 to 1162 and encodes 308 amino acids. The record is from RefSeq and is a predicted model, not a curated record. The transcript has 2 exons. NCBI's taxonomy places the organism in Eukaryota, Fungi, Ascomycota, Sordariomycetes, Cephalothecales, Cephalothecaceae.
GCCAGCCUCGCACGAUGAGUCGCCGAUGUUUCGUUUGUUUCCGAGUGUUUGCGCUUUGUGAUCAGUGAUCAUCCCCCCGCCUCCUUCUUUAACUGCCCGUUUCCCUCGCGUUCCCCGUAGAUAGAUUCUGUAUAUCUCAAUCGCAUUCAGCUCUCAUUACAUCCCCAGCGCAUCCCAAGCUCCGUCAUUGACCCAUUCCCUACUCUCGAAUUAACACGGCGGUAACUCCACAAAGAUGUUCUCGAGCCUCACAACCAAGAUCGCACUCAAGAAGAUUGGCCUGUCCAGCGAUGCUUUCAACUUUGCUCCCGCAGAGCCGGAGCCGAAGCCCAAGCCCAAAAAGCUGAACAAGAAUGCCCCUCCCGGAACGGUGCCCGGGCUCGACGAAGAGGACGACCCGUCGUCGAAGUGGCCAGCUUGGAUGUCGGUCAAGUCGCUGCCCCUCACCGUCCAGCCAUGGCUCUCGCCGCCGCCGCCACCAGUCCCCGUCGCCGAGUCCCCCAAGGUCGGCGACCCGGCACCUCUGGAUCGCGACCGCAAGCUCACCUUCGGCGGCGGCAAGGCAGUGAUGGUUGUCUUUCUCAGAUGCGUUGGCUGUGCCUUCGCGCAAAAGACCUUCCUCGCCCUCCGCACCCUCGCCAACCGGCACGCCAACACGCUAACCUGCAUCGCGGUCUCGCACUCGUCGGCGGCCGCGACGCGCAAGUGGGUCGACCUCGUCGGCGGCGCCUGGAACGUUCACGUCGUCGUCGACGAGGACCGCGCCGUCUACGCCGCCUGGGGGCUCGGCCUCGGCUCCGUCUGGUCCGUGCUCAACCCCCAGACCCAGGCCCAGGCCUGGCGCGAGAAGGGCUGGCUGGCCGGCACCGUCGCCGGCGCCAUCCAGCGCACGGGGACCCGCGGCCGCGGCCAGAGCGCCCUCGACGACGACGACGACAGCGGCGGUGCCAAGGGCGGCGGCGGCGUCGUACUCAUCGCGGGCAACGGCGCCGGCGUGGUUGGCUCCGACCUCGAUGGCCCCGCUACGAUCAUGGGGAAUAAGUGGCAGCAGGCCGGCGCCUGGGCCGUUGACGGUCGGGGGAAGAUCGUUUGGGGCGGCAGGGCGCUCAGGGCGGACGAUGUGCUAGAUCUGGAUGCUGGUAUCAAGGCGCUUGGUCUCUGAUCGAGGGCAAUUGCACGGUCAAUUUUGUUAAUGCGCGAUGCGGUCAUGAGUGACGGAGGCCUUGGGCUGAGUUGUUUGCUUUGCUUUGCUUUGCGGUACGAUACCCCUCGACAUGCCGGGUCCUUCUUCUUUCAUUCGGCCGGGUUUGGCUGAGGGUCGGCUGUUCUCUGUCUCGGAGCUGAUAGUUUUGG